This is a messenger RNA of Achroia grisella, 2468 nucleotides long. It is a transcript of the gene Alg12, whose product is annotated as dol-P-Man:Man(7)GlcNAc(2)-PP-Dol alpha-1,6-mannosyltransferase. NCBI's taxonomy places the organism in Eukaryota, Metazoa, Arthropoda, Insecta, Lepidoptera, Pyralidae. The transcript has 8 exons. The coding region runs from base 78 to 2351 and encodes 757 amino acids. The record is from RefSeq and is a predicted model, not a curated record. Gene Ontology annotation, molecular function: alpha-1,6-mannosyltransferase activity. Gene Ontology annotation, cellular component: endoplasmic reticulum membrane. Gene Ontology annotation, biological process: protein N-linked glycosylation.
UCUGGCAAUUUCAAUUGCCUACUUGACAGUUAUGGCUAAUUAUAUUAUUUUUCUCUCCUGAAUUACUAUUUAAAAACAUGUUCCAGUUAAUGUAUAUUAUUGCCAGUUUACAUGUAUUACUAUGUCCAUUUACAAAAGUAGAAGAAAGCUUUAAUAUUCAGGCUUUUCAUGAUUUAUUGUAUCAUAGACAUAACCUCUCUCAGUAUGAUCAUAAUGAGUUUCCCGGUGUAGUACCUCGUACUUUCGUUGGACCUGUAGCAAUUUCAGCUUUAUCAGCACCUAUUGCGGGUAUUUUACAUGUCGCCGGAAUAAGCAAGUUUUGGGUACAAUAUGCUGUGCGUCUCACUUUAGCUCUGACGGUAAUAGCAACAUGGACCCGAUUUCGGAAUGCUCUACAGAAGCAGUUUGGAAACACAUUUACAUGGUGGUUUACUGUGAUCACUGUAACUCAGUACCACUUCAUGUUCUAUAUGAGCCGUCCAUUACCUAAUAUAAUGGUAUUACCCCUUGUACUUCUCGCUUUUGAAGGAUGGCUAUUAGGUAAACACAAGCAGUUCCUGGUGUCAGCUGGUGCAUCCAUUAUUCUAUUUCGAUCUGAGCUAGCCAUGUUGUUUGGUCUGUUUCUUAUCAUAGACUUAUUCUUUAAAAAGAUCCGUAUAAAUAUGUUGUUAAAGAUAGUCAUACCAGCUGGAAUAGGAUUGGUAGCUCUAACAGUGAUAGUUGAUUCCAUAUUUUGGAGACGACUUUUAUGGCCAGAGGCAGAAGUGUUCUGGUACAAUACUGUCCAGAACAAAAGUGCUGAUUGGGGUACUUCUCCAUUCCUUUGGUACUUCUACUCAGCUCUGCCUCGUGGUCUUGGACCUAGCCUUGUCUUGAUUCCCUUCGGCCUUUAUUUAGAGCGGCGUUUAAUACCGUUAGCUGCUCCUGCAUUUGUUUACAUAUUACUGUAUUCAUUCUUACCACAUAAGGAACUUAGGUUUAUAAUUUAUGUUUUCCCUCUACUUAAUAUGGCGUCGGCAGCAGCCUGUUCAUAUGUAUAUAUUAGACGUAUGAAAGCACCCAUUUACGAGUUGCUAUUUUGGGGAACAAUUGUUAUCAUAAUUGGUAACGUCCUAAUGUCACUGGCAUUUACUUUGGUUGCAAUGUCAAAUUAUCCUGGUGGUGUAGCUAUAACCAGAUUUCACAAAAUUAUGAAAAAUGAACCUUUCGUACACCUGCAUAUCAGCAACUUAGCCGCUCAAACUGGCGUUACGCGAUUCACUCAAAUUAAUGACAACUGGUUGUAUAGCAAAAACGAAUCAUUACAGCCACAUCAGUUGCAUGAAUACACUCAUCUUCUUGUGGAGGCUAAAAGCAAAUAUUCACCAAACCUCAAAAGUUUUGCGAACACUCAUGUUAUUUUAGAUAGUAUUGAAACAUUUUCUCACGUGGCUAUGAAUUACAAAUUAAUACCGCCAGUAAAAAUUAAAACAAAGCCAGCAUUGUUUAUACUUGAGAGAAAAGACUUCCGUGAGUAUCCUCGAGGACACGAUAUUGAGAAAAUUAAAACUAUUUUAGUGAAAGAAAAGGAUAGUGAAUUAAAUUCCAUCGUAGAUGAAGAAGAAACAGUUAACUUAGACAACUUGGAUAUAGAAAAUGAAAUAUUAGAGGAAGAGAGUACGAGAGAGAUUCAAGAUGCGUUAGAUACAGAAGGUGAUGUAAAUAUAAAUAAAGACAUAAUAGAGGAAACGAUAGGCGAACAGAACACUGCCGUUGUUGAAGAAAAUACUAUAUCAGAAAAAAGUGAUACAGUACCUGAACUCGAAACGAAAGUUCCUAAAGCGAAAAAAGCGAUUGAUGAAUUAAAAACAUUGAGACAAGAAAGAAAAAAGAAAGCUAUUGCGAAAAUCAAAUCUGAAACACGUAGAGAAGUGGUAGCGUCAGCUAAAGAGAAACUACGAGAUAUAAUGAAACGACAUAAACAUAUUGCUAAUGAACUAUCUGGAAAAACUAUAACCGACAAUAACGAGCAAAUCGUCGGAGAAGAUGGCAGAGGUGAUAUUCCUGAAUUAGUUGUCAAUGUGGAAACAGAAAAUAUUCCAACAGUAGCUGAGGAUAGUGCUAAUAAUGAAGGUAAACUAGAACAACCAGAGUCACUUGAUGACAUUAUUCAAUCUAGUGAUACAGCACAAACAAAUGAAAAUAUUGACACUAUUGUUGAAGAAGUUAUAAUUAGGUUAAUAGACAGAAAAAUUUAUGAUGAUAAAACUAAACCUGAGGACAUAAAAGCUGAAGAUAGACUGAUUAUUCAAAAAAUUGUAGAGGAAGUAAUUUCAGAAAGAAUGAAUUACUCUAAUGUCGAUAAUAAAUAAUUAUAUAUAAACAAUGUAUUUAUGUGAUCUGUCAUCCAUGUGCCAAUUGUUGUGUUCUGUUGUAAAUGUGCCUUUAAAUGGAUUUAAAAUCAAUCAUAAAAAGAAUGUAGAAAUCAA